CGAUUUGUGCCGCCGGAAUUUUAUCGAAAUCGAAUGAAUUUGGAGAAGCUAAUUGACUGGACACAAGGCGACGCAACAUAACUACCAGAAAUAGAGCGAAGAACAGAAGAAUAAAUUACUGUUCAUCGCCAAUGUUCAAUGAGCUUUAUUAGUGCUUUUAUAUAUGCUCAUCCUCAUUCUGUUUCUCUCCCAGCAUUCCGAUCUACUUCAUCUUCUUCUUCUCUGCGUUAUCGCUCCUGUUCUUCUCCGAGCUCCUGCAAACUUGACCUUCAUUUGAUUCCUUCUGCGCUCUGCUUCUCUGGUUUAUCUGGAAAUAUGGAUUGUGGUGCUGGUUCAAGUUUGUAUCCAUUGCAUCGGUGCAAAACCAUUCACCUGGUCAGGCAUGCUCAGGGGAUCCACAAUGUGGAGGGAGAUAAGAACUACAAAGCAUACUUGAAUCCUGAUUUUUUUGAUGCACAUCUUACUCCACUAGGCUGGCAGCAGGUUGACAAUUUGCGUAAGCAUGUUCAUGCUUCCGGGCUCAUAAAGAGGAUUGAUCUAGUAAUUGCAUCUCCUUUAUUAAGGACUCUACAAACUGCUGUUGGGGUAUUUGGUGGUGAGGACUACGUAGAUAGAACGGAUGCAUUGCCGCUUAUGGUGGCAAAUGCAGGAAACAGUAACCGUCCAGCAAUUUCGAGUCUGAAUUGUCCACCGAUAGUUGCUGUUGAACUUUGUCGUGAACAUUUGGGAGUUCAUCCCUGUGACAAAAGAAGAAGCAUCAGCGAAUAUGAGUUUGCUUUCCCUGCAGUUGAUUUCUCACUGAUAGAUAGUAAUGAGGAUACGUCGUGGAAGGCCGACGUUAGGGAGACAAAGGAAGAACUUGCAAAAAGGGGUUUUGAAUUCAUGAAUUGGUUGUUGACUCGCAAGGAGAAGGAGAUAGCUGUAGUGACGCAUAGUGGAUUCUUGUUUCAUACUCUAAAUACGUAUUUUGGAAAUGACUGCCAUCCCGUCGUGAAGAAGGAAAUAUGCAAGCAUUUUGCCAAUUGUGAGCUUCGCUCCAUGGUCAUUGUGGACAGAAGCAUGACAGGUUCGCAUGCAUCAACAACUAACUAUCCAGGCAACAUGCCUUCUGGACGGGAUCUCCCUAGCGAUGUUGCUGAUGAGAAGAACGAACAGAGAUAAGGGUCUAGUUCUUCUUCUCCUCCUAUUAGGUUUACUUUAGGCCAUUGAGACGUUGAGUUUCUGAAUAGGCCUCAAGUACUCCAUUUAUGCUAUGAUAUUUUCAUCUUGAGCCGACAAAUCAGCUUUUUUUUUUUUUUAACAAGGAAAAAAUCAUGGUUAAUUUUGUGCUGGGACUAUUAUAGAUCUUUUCGUUGUUAAAACCAAAAAAAAAAAAAAAAUCCUUCCAUGUUUUGUGUUCUUGUUUAUAAAAAA
Molecule: messenger RNA, 1413 nt
Organism: Neltuma alba
Lineage: Eukaryota; Viridiplantae; Streptophyta; Magnoliopsida; Fabales; Fabaceae
Product: phosphoglycerate mutase-like protein 1
Exons: 10
Coding region: 139-1161 (340 amino acids)
Cellular component (GO): cytoplasm
Molecular function (GO): phosphatase activity
Source: RefSeq, a predicted model, not a curated record